AUGUGGGAUGAAGAGAUCCUCCUGGUGGCAGUCAAGAUGCCCAAAACGAUGAACGUGCGUGUCACCACCAUGGACGCAGAGCUGGAGUUUGCCAUUCGGCCCAAAACCACCGGCAAGCAGCUGUUUGACCAGUCCUGCUACAUCCAGGUGGUGAGGACGGUGGGGCUGAGGGAGAUGUGGUUCUUCGGCUUGCAGUACGUGGACAGUAAAGGAUACGUCACCUGGCUCAAGCACCAGAAGCAGGUGACCAAGCAGGACGUGAAGAAGGAGAACCCACUGCAGUUCAAGUUCAGGGUCAAGUUCUUCCCAGAGGACGUGUCUGAGGAGCUCAUCCAGGAGAUCACACAGAGGCUCUUCUUCCUGCAGGUGAAGGAGGCCGUCCUGAACGAUGACAACUACUGCCCCCCGGAGACGGCUGUUCUGUUGGCCUCGUACGCGGUCCAGGCAAAGUAUGCAGACUACAACAAGGAAAAUCACCGACCGGGCUACCUGAGCUCUGAGCGACUACUGCCACAGAGGGUCCUGGAGCAGCACAAACUCACAAAAGAGCAGUGGGAGGAGAGGAUCCAGAAGUGGCACAUGGAGCACACCGGCCUGCUGCGGGAGGACGCCAUGAUGGAGUACCUGAAGAUUGCCCAGGACCUGGAGAUGUACGGAGUCAACUACUUCCACAUCAGGAACAAGAAGGGCACGCAGCUGUGGCUCGGGGUCGACGCACUAGGCCUAAACAUCUAUGAGCACGGAGACAAGUUGUCUCCUAAAAUUGGCUUUCCAUGGAGCGAGAUCCGGAACAUCUCUUUCACCGAUAAGAAGUUUGUCAUCAAACCCAUCGACAAGAAGGCUCCGAAUUUCGAGUUCUACGCCCCGCGGUUAAGGAUCAACAAGCGCAUCCUGCUGCUGUGCAUGGGCAACCACGAGCUGUACAUGCGGAGGAGGAAGCCAGACACCAUUGAGGUCCAGCAGAUGAAGGCCCAGGCCCGCGAGGAGAGGCACCACAAGCAGAUGGAGAAGGCACGGCUGCAGAGUGAGAAGCGAGCCCGUGAGCAGGCGGAGCGAGACCGCGAGAGGACGGAGAGGGAGAGGAAAGAGCUCCUGGAACGGCUGAGGAACAUUGAGGAGCAGACGCACAAGGCCCAGAAAGAACUAGAGGAGCAGACCCGCAGGGCUCUCCAGCUUGAGCAGGAGAGAGGCAGAGCUGCAGACGAGGCCCAGAGGCUGGACAGGGAGAGGCGGGCAGCAGAGGAGGCCAAGGCUGCGCUGGCUCAACAGGCUGCUGACCAGAAGAAGACCCAGGAGCAGCUGGCGGCAGAGCUGGCAGAGUUCAGUGCUAAAAUCGCUCUCCUGGAGGAGGCCAAGAAGAAGAAGGAGGAUGAGGCCUCAGAGUGGCAGCACAAAGCCCUGUCAGCGCAGGAGGACUUGGAGAAGACCCGUGAAGAGUUGAAGGUGGCUCUGGCUCCACCGGUCCCAGAGCAGAGUGAGGAGGAGGCCCCGAGGGAAAGCAGUGACCAACGGGAGAUCCACCGGGAGAAGCGGAGGAAGAGGGAGUUGCAGGCGCUGAGUUCGGACUUGGAGGCGGCCCGGGACCACUCCAAGAGGACGCACAACGACCUGCUCCACGCUGAGAACGUGCGUGCGGGCCGGGACAAGUACAAGACGCUCAGGCAGAUCCGACAGGGCAACACCAAGCAGCGCGUGGACGAGUUUGAGUCCAUGUGA
Knipowitschia caucasica is the source of this 1716-nucleotide messenger RNA. The record is from the annotation of a GenBank genome assembly. Lineage: Eukaryota; Metazoa; Chordata; Actinopteri; Gobiiformes; Gobiidae.